CCGUCUCUCCCUCCUGCCGCCCCCGCCGCGCCGGGGUGCCGUCCUCGGUCCUCCGCAGCCGCAUCACGCCGCAUGACCGGCCUCCCCCUUGCUGCGGCGUUUAGUUGGGAACGAAACGGAAACCGCCGUCCACGUUUGCUACAUUAAUUCCUUGGCCCUUGCAAAGAGUCGAGGGGUCCGGAUAUCUUGACGAAUUACCUCGAGCCGAUGGGGUGCUGUGGAAGCAGUGCCGUAGAUGAUGAGGAACAUCUGGACUACAGCUCCGGAAAAGUCACUAUCAUACCCGAUCUGAAGUCUUGGGAACAUAAAUUGGAUGAAGCAAAUGAACUAGGGCAAACAGUUGUGGUAAAGUUCAGUGCAACUUGGUGUGGACCAUGCAGGAAUGCAGCUCCAGUAUACGCCGAGCUUUCUUUGAAGCAUUCUGAUCUUCUUUUCGUCUCCAUUGACGUAGACGAACUGCCGGAAUUGGUCACACAAUUCGAUGUACGUGCAACUCCAACGUUCAUCUUCAUGAGAGAUAAGAAGGAGAUCGACAAGCUGGUUGGGGGCAACCAUGAAGAUCUCCAGAAGAAGUUCGACCCAUACUGCCAGUGCCAGUAGAUGUGAUCCAUGGCCAAUUCGGCUGUCAGUAUAGGAUCAGAACGAGCAGAGCCAAACAUCUGAUUGGCUGAAAACCGCGACAGAUCAGAAUUUUGCAGCCAGUUGAUGAGCUCUCUCUGGGAGUGUCUGCAUCUGCAUAGGUUCGAGGAACUGACCAAAGGAAGUAGGAUUUCUGUCUAGAAUAAUGUAAGGUUAGCUAGUGUCUGAAAAUUCUGCACCACAUUGUUCAAGCAAGUCCCAUACAGAACAACAAGUUGUAACA
Molecule: messenger RNA, 862 nt
Organism: Sorghum bicolor (sorghum)
Lineage: Eukaryota; Viridiplantae; Streptophyta; Magnoliopsida; Poales; Poaceae
Product: thioredoxin H5
Exons: 5
Coding region: 208-600 (130 amino acids)
Source: RefSeq, a predicted model, not a curated record